Protopolystoma xenopodis is the source of this 816-nucleotide messenger RNA. NCBI's taxonomy places the organism in Eukaryota, Metazoa, Platyhelminthes, Monogenea, Polystomatidea, Polystomatidae. The record is from the annotation of a GenBank genome assembly.
ACUUCUCUUCUUUUUUUAGAUAAUUCAAAGUCAAAUUCUAGCACAUGUCUGAAUCAUUGCCUGCUAGUCGACAGACUUUACAGAAUAGUUAAUUCUCGUCGCAAGCAAGCUGCUCUCAUAGCUGACGCCAACGCAUACGCCAAUCAGCGUCUGCUUUCACUGGGUCGACACCUGCACUGCCUUGUAGAGGCAGGCCUGCCUGAUGGAAGGCUCUUGCGGCUUCCUCCAGCACCGGUGGCCAUUGAAAUGGAACUUACAAGGCUUCCAACCGGCACCGACGAUCCGUGUUCUCCCUUCGAAACGCUGUUGGAGGCAUCUGAGGAAUUUUACUUACUUUCACCUCCUUCCCCUCCUUCAUCUCCGGUUGUGCCAUCUCGCAGGUGCCAAACCAACCCGACUGGCCGCUUUGAACAGGAAUUUCGGCUGUACCGAUCUCUUGUCGAACGUUGGCACAAAUUGCAGGCCGGUUUCUGCCAUCGUGAAGCUCGUCUUCUCCAAGUAGAACGUAGCUACGGCCUGCUUAUCGAGUUGGGCGAAUUGAUUAGCCAACUGGAGCAGAGAUUCCUCUCACUCAUCGCCAUAGGUAGUACUGUUCCCACUCCAUCUUCCGAGGUCAGUGUGUCCUGUCCAUUACUAGCAGAACAGUCUUUUCAACCGACAGAACUCGUUCUGAAGGCUAGCGAGGAGGCCCAUUGUAUCUUCGAUCUUUCCAGUGAGAUAAGUCAACGACUAACUCGCGUGCAUGAUGACCUAAAUGCUAGACUCAAGCGAAGAAUACAGAUAAGUGAACAACUUGAGGAGAUAGUUUCUGGUUAG